GUCAUAUUCUCUUUUAGGAAUAUAGUUUGAGUAAAGCUCGAGAAUUAACGUAAUAUUAUAACAAUGAACCAGGACGAAGAAAACCUAUGCAAACUUGUAUUGCUUAUUGUAAAUAUUGCAAUGAACGUUAUACGACAAAUCAUUAGUUGUAAAUUGCUAAAAAGUGAAGAAAACUUUAUAUUCUAUUUGAAAAGUAACAUGCAUAUGUUGUUCCAUGCUUGGCAUAACAGCAAAAAAUGUUGCAAAUGCUCAAAUGAUGAAAAUAACAAUUCGGAAAGCAUGCUUACAGGUGACCAGUUCCGUCUAAUGUUUAAUACAGGCAUGCAAAUGAAUAAAGAACAUACACAUGUGAAAAAUAACAAAAUAUAUUGUUUUAACAAGAUAUCAGUUCGGGAAGAUGCUUCCCUCGAGAAUCUAGAUUUGACAUUAGCUAACUGUCUCCUUAUUUGUACAUGUACACCUGAAAGAGUAAAGGAUAAUGUUGAAAGGUCAUCUAUUUUGGACUGGACGAAAAACAUAAAAGAUUCCCGCAAUGAGAUAUUUCAUUUAGCAAAUUCCAAAUGUUUACCUACUGAGGAGUUCAAGCGUAAAUGGACAAAAAUUGAGGGAGCUGUUUAUGGACUUGCAAGGCUAGUAGGCAGUCAAUACAGUGACCAAAUUAAAGAAGAACUUAAGACUUUAAAAGCCAAAAAUGUGACAAAUUGUCAAAACGAACUAAAAGAAAUAUUAAUUCAGUGCAAACAAGACAUAAACCUACUUAUUCAUCAACAAUAUGAGAAAAGUUUUAAUGACAAGUUUAAGAGAGUUGGCAUCAACAAACUAAAGGAUAUAAGACAACAAUGGACAACGAUACACAAACGAGAACAAAUCUGUGCUAAGGCAGGUGGAAUCAAAAUCAACAUUGUAGACACAUCAUACAUAAAGGAAGAUGUUGUUAAAGAAAACAAAUCAGUAGAAGUACUUUUACGCGUCCAGACCCCUGAAGAAUGGGAUGAGGAUAUCAUAAUCGAGUCCAUACGACGUAUGUGUGAUGAAAUAAAUAAAGGUGGAAACAUUAUAAUUAAGGAGACAACCCUUGAACAAUUUAUGCUAGUAGUUGAAAUGUUGAUUGACACACUAAAAACACAGCAAAAUUUGAAAGAUGAAAUUGAAAUGUUUUUCCGGAAAAUAUUUGAACAGUGCAAUAUUGAUACCAGCCAGUCGGACACAGUUUACGUUUCUAUUGAAUCCAUUACUGAAAUACAAAGUCCCGUUCCAUCUGAUGUUGAACUAGUUUUAAUGAAGAACUUGGCAGUUCAAAAAAGAAAAGACGCAUUCUUUACCAGUUGUGCAGUAUGGUCGGACAAUCAUUAUAUUUUCAUUGAUAGCAAUAAUAUGUGCCUUAUUGUGUCCAAUCACAAAACUGGUGAUACUGAGGAAAUUGAACUGAGAAACAAGCCAUUUAGUAUGGCGAUUAUUGAUAGCAACAACGUAGCUAUUUCUUUCCCAGAAAAGCAGGAAAUCGCCAUUCUCAAUUUAAGCGCUAUUGGCAAACAUGGACCGACAAAGUUUAAAAAGGUUAAUGGUAAAUGUUAUACACUUACUAAGUAUGAUGACAACACAUUACUUGUAUACAUACAGGGCAAAGGAAUACAUUCUUAUGACAUGUCAAAGGACGAAUUUAAGUCACUUAAUAUACAAAUUCCUUCUUUUGUCCCACAUUCUGACGAAAUUUGUGCUCAAAAUAACCGUCUUUUUCAUACCAACCGAUCUAGUGGCUCCGUAUUCUGUUAUGAAAUAAACGGUAGUAUGUUGUGGAAAUUUGAACGCGAUUUAAAAAGGCCUACGGCGUUGACAAGCGAUACAUUUGGUAAUGUUUAUGUUACCGAUUAUACGUCUCAUCAUCUAUACUUCAUUUCAGCCGACGGUCAGUCACACAAAACGCUAUUGAGUAGGAAAGACAAGCUAUGGCUUCCAACUUUUGUAUAUUUUUGUGUGAAAAGAAAUUGUUUAUUAAUAGUUAAUAGGGACAACGGGUAUGCUGCAAGUUACAGUAUUAAGUAUGAAAAAUAGUACACAGAAUUGUAAAUCAUAUUUUGCAAUUCUUUAACUCAAACAUUGUAUUUAUUCAUUUAGUAUAUGUCUAUUUGUUAUUUGUUUCUGUUUUGUUUUAUAAUAAAUGGUUAGCUUUGA
Messenger RNA from Mytilus californianus (California mussel), 2172 nucleotides. RefSeq lists its product as uncharacterized. Lineage: Eukaryota; Metazoa; Mollusca; Bivalvia; Mytilida; Mytilidae. The record is from RefSeq and is a predicted model, not a curated record. The coding region runs from base 64 to 2052 and encodes 662 amino acids. The transcript has 5 exons.